UUUUUAAUAAUACUUGAACAGUAUGGCAACGCUGCCAACGACUCACUGUAACAGCUGGCGAAACUUUUUUUUUUAAGAAGAAAACUUUAUUAAAAUCCGAAACGGAUUUGUUCAUUGCUUUCAGCGAUUCCAAACCAAUCGCAGCGAUGUUAUCCGCCGCCGAGUUGGCCCGGCUCUGCAGGAUCUGCCUGCGUCAGCUCAAGGACCCCCAAAAGCCCAACUCCCGACUGAUUUGUUUGCUAAAAAAGUUCCUGGACAUCGACAUCCUGCACCAGGACGCUGGCUUCCCCACCGACAUUUGUAACUUGUGCCACAAUGCCGUGGCCUAUUUCGAGGAGCUGCACCAGGUGGCCAGGGAGACGGGCGAAAAGCUAUGCGAGCAGCUAAAGGAUAGCCAGGAUUACCCCAGGGUGAAGGAGGAGCCGCUGGACACUGAGGCGGAUGAACAACUUGCGGCCUUGAAGGAGGAACACGACAAGCUGGCCGAUAAUGCUGUGGAAGAAAAUAUGGAGAGACCAGCGGAGCCGGAGCAGGAACAGCAUGAGAGACAGGACUUUCGGCAGGAGCAGCCCCUGCCGCAGCACAAGCAGAAGCGAGCCGGCCUGGCCUGCAACGAGUGCGGCAAGCAGGUCUACAAGCUGCCCUACCUGGAGGCUCACAUCCGCAGCGUCCAUCAGGGUCACUCCAAGCCGUUCCUGUGCCGCAACUGCGACAAGUCCUUCACCCGCUACGAGCAGUUGCGCUCCCAUCAGCGCAACGCCCAUCCCCAGCUCCAGCAGCAGCAUCUCCAGGAGCUCCGCGAACUGAUCUGCGAACUCUGCAACCGGCAGUACAGCACAAAGAAUGCUCUCGGGGAGCAUUUGAAGCGGCAUGCCCAGCACAAGGAGCACGUCUGCGAGCAGUGCGGCGUGGCGAAGGUGACACGCACCGAACUGCUCACCCAUAUGCGCACCCACAACCCCACCUGGGAGCGCUUCAAGUGCGAGCAGUGUCCGCAGUUGUUCCGUCACAAGAGCGCCAUAUCCCGGCAUGUUCGCGUCGUCCACGAGGGGCAGCGGCGUUUCCAGUGCGGUUACUGCGAGAAGCGGUUCGGCACUCAUGCCUCCCAGUUGCGCCACGAGCGGGUGCACAGCAAGUCGUCACGUGCCACACAGCAAGCAGGCCGGGGUGUCUCUGUCGAGGCCGAGAAGGCUGAAACGGUUGAGGAAUCCUGGCCAUUAGUUUGCAUCCACUGCCAGGAGCCAUGCGUGACGCGUCAGAAUCUGGAGUUGCAUUUGCGCCGGCACAGUGGCAGGAAGCGGCAGAGGCAGCACUACCAGGAGCAGGAUGAGGGCGAGGAGAUGCCGCAGAAGGAGACUGAAAAGAAGGAGCCGGAUGCUGGAGAAAAGAAGAAAAACGACGAAGAUCCUGACUGGCCAAGCUAUGAGGUGGAGCCCAAAAUGGAGGAGGAGGAAGAGGAAGAGGAUGAGGAGGAGGAGGAGGAGGAGGACGAGGAUGUCUUAUGAUUAUCACAUUCCAAAAUUAGCUUUAGCCUGUACCUGAAGUACACAAAAAAAAGGAGUUUUUCGGUUUUCAACUUCCACUAUUUGCCUUGAAUUUAUUUUCCAAAACAAGCAUAUAUUUUUGGAAAUAAUACACAGAAAAAAAAACAAAAACCUAAGAAAAACUUGCGACUUAAAGUUGUUACUUAUGCUGUAUUAAUUUUUUUUAUAUAUAUAUAUUUUAUAUUGAAUAUUUGUAUUGAAUAUUUUUUAACAAUGUUUGAUGUUUGAAAUAUAUUUUCAAAAGUAUUAAUUUU
Drosophila ananassae is the source of this 1798-nucleotide messenger RNA. RefSeq names its product zinc finger protein 135. Gene Ontology annotation, biological process: regulation of transcription by RNA polymerase II. Gene Ontology annotation, cellular component: nucleus. The record is from RefSeq and is a predicted model, not a curated record. Lineage: Eukaryota; Metazoa; Arthropoda; Insecta; Diptera; Drosophilidae. The transcript is spliced from 2 exons. Gene Ontology annotation, molecular function: DNA-binding transcription factor activity, RNA polymerase II-specific; zinc ion binding; RNA polymerase II cis-regulatory region sequence-specific DNA binding. The coding region runs from base 147 to 1505 and encodes 452 amino acids.